AUGGAUAGGUUUACUAAGGUCCGUAAUAUUGGGAAAGGGAACAUGGGCGCCUGCGUCCUUGUGCGCAAUAACGAAGACGGCAAGCUCUACGUAAUCAAGCAGGUGGACCUUACGAAGAUGAAUAGAAAAGAGCGCCAGCAGAGCCUUAACGAGGCACACCUGCUGAAAUCGCUUCAACACCCGAAUGUGAUUAAUUAUGUGGACAGUUUCCUUACCAACAAAUCCGAUUACAUUUGCAUUGUGAUGGAGUACGCAGAUGGCGGUGACCUGAGUUCCCGCAUCAAGAAAUCAUAUGGGGUGAACUUCCGUGAAACACAGGUUAUCGAUUGGAUUAUUCAGUUAGCGCUUAGUCUGUCCUACGUGCACAAACGUAAGGUGCUUCAUCGUGACGUCAAAUCGCAGAAUGUGUUUUUAACCAGCCAGAAUAUCCUGAAGCUGGGAGACUUUGGUAUUGCUCGAACCCUUAGUGGCACAUACGAUCAAGCCAAAACAUUUGUAGGAACACCGUAUUAUUUAUCACCAGAGCUCAUUAUGGAACGUCCAUAUGACCACCGUAGCGAUGUGUGGGCAUUAGGUGUUAUUGUGUAUGAGCUGUUGACGCUGAAGCACCCCUUCAACGCGACAAGUAUGAAAGGGCUAAUGCAGCGGAUCCUUAAACUGCAGUACGAGCCGAUUCCUCCACUAUAUACGACGGAGUUACGUAAUAUUGUACCGCGUCUGCUAACCAGAGAUCCCGCGCACCGCAUUCGUUUGUCAGAUCUCCUCGAUCUCCCUGUGAUUCACCGGAGAUUGAGGGAGUGGAUGCUGUCUGAUGUGAUGCCUAAGGAUUACAUCGAAACUCUGCUGCGUAACGGAUUACUUCCGUCGCAAGUGGCAGCACUUCGGAAGUCGGCGGUAGUUCCCCCUGCUGCGCCGACUACGUUACCGGCUAGGGACCGCACGCAGUGCUUAACACCAUUAUCGCCCGAGGUAAUAACAAAACCGUCGAAACUGCCGUCCCCGAUCCCGGCAGGAGGGAGCUCUCCACCGUUGGUGACGGAUAUAUCAGAAGGAUUGUCACCGAAAUUGCCACAACUCGACCAGCGACAGAAGCAGCAGACGCCACAGCAAAAUGACCACUUCCAGCAGCAGCAGCAGCAGCAACAACAACAACAACAACAACAGACACCGUCGUUGCAACCUUCGCAGCAGCUCAAUGGGGCCCGGCUCCCCUCCCAGGAUCGUGACGCGGGUGCCAAAAAGCAACAACUGCAACCGAAGCACCUGUACAUUAAUUACAAAAAGUUUAAUGGCGGCUACAACUCAUCUAGUGUGUCCGGUAAUGGAGUGGUGAAGCAAAACUCCUCCGCUCCAAACCCAAUGUGUGUGCCUUCUGGGCCGCGUAACGCCGGUGUCAGCCCCAGCAACGCUCCGUCUAUAGUUCCCAACAGCGCUCGACACUUCACUGCGAUCCUGGGGCCUGGACGACAAAAUGGCCAAAAUGUUGUUGCAGCACCUCCACAAAGUAGCGAGUACGGCCCGACAGGUCACAAUAUCAACGCCAUCGGAUGUCGGGGCACCGCGCAACCGAGUGUUGUACCGAACAGUAUAAUUCUUCAACGACUCGCGGAACACCGGGCUCACAAACGCAGUCAGCAGGAGACCGGUAACACCGCAUUACGCUUGAAUCCAUUCCUUCACCAACCAAAUGCGCCGGCUCCACUGCCAUAUUUAGCUGGGGUUCAACAAUUAGACAUUAGGGCGAUGUUACAGCGCGCAACGUUGGAGCGCGCAAGGCGGAAUGCUACUUGA
This is a messenger RNA of Trypanosoma brucei brucei TREU927, 1791 nucleotides long. RefSeq names its product protein kinase, putative. The transcript has a single exon. The coding region runs from base 1 to 1791 and encodes 596 amino acids. Gene Ontology annotation, molecular function: ATP binding; protein kinase activity. The record is from RefSeq and is a predicted model, not a curated record. Gene Ontology annotation, biological process: protein phosphorylation. NCBI's taxonomy places the organism in Eukaryota, Euglenozoa, Kinetoplastea, Trypanosomatida, Trypanosomatidae.